Molecule: messenger RNA, 914 nt
Organism: Melitaea cinxia (Glanville fritillary)
Lineage: Eukaryota; Metazoa; Arthropoda; Insecta; Lepidoptera; Nymphalidae
Product: ubiquitin thioesterase otubain-like
Exons: 5
Coding region: 42-869 (275 amino acids)
Biological process (GO): protein K48-linked deubiquitination
Cellular component (GO): nucleus
Molecular function (GO): cysteine-type deubiquitinase activity; ubiquitin binding
Source: RefSeq, a predicted model, not a curated record
ACUUGUCAUUUGUCAAUAUUAUUUUUAUUGAAAAUUGAAAAAUGGCGGACGAUGCACCGAGCAGUAGUGCUUUCGCCGGCAAUUCCGUUGAGAAUUCAAUAAAUCAAGAUGAAUUAAUUAUGAAACAGCAACGUGAAAUAGAGAAAGAGAUAUCAGAAACAAUUCCUCUCGUCGGAGAUCUCGAAUCUCUGCAGACUUUAGAAAAAGAAUACAAUGAGGAUCCCGUAUAUAUGUUAAAAGUCAAAGAUCUGUCUGCUAAAUAUAAGUACAUAAGAAGAACAAGACCUGACGGCAAUUGCUUUUUCCGAGCGUUUUCUUAUGCUUACCUCGAGCACCUGGCUACUGAUAAGCAGGAAUAUGAGAAGUUCUACGAAAUAGCGAAGAACUCGAAAGAAAUACUCGUCGCUUUAGGAUUUCCUCAGUUCACCGUUGAAGAUUUUUAUGAGACGUUUAUGGAAGUAGUACAAAGAGUAGGUAAACACGCUGGGGGUUCCAUGGAUGAGUUGGGAGCGAUAAGGCACGAGUUACACGAUAAGUUUAAUAAACAGGGUUACUCGGACUACAUAGUGGUGUAUUUGAGACUCAUCACCUCAGGACAGUUGCAGACUGAUCAGGAUUUUUACCAGAACUUCAUUGAGGGAUCUCGUACAGUCACCGAAUUCUGUAGACAGGAAGUUGAACCAAUGUACAAGGAAUCAGAUCACAUCCAUAUCAUAGCUCUGAGUAAUGCUCUGAAAGUAGGUGUAAGGGUUCGGUACAUGGAUAGAGGUGAAGGCAGCCAGGUAAUAGCUCACGACUUCCCCGAAGGAGCGAAGCCUCUCGUCCACUUGCUGUACCGACCCGGACACUACGAUAUUCUGUACGCGUGAUUGUGUUGUCCAUUUAAUACAUAUUAAAAUUAAUUAUCUUACGCA